AUGAAGUUCACCUCUGUCAUCGGCGCUCUUGGCGCCUCGAAUCUACUAUUCACAAGCGUAGGCGCCGUUGAACUGGACAUCAACUCGCCAGACUCCAUCAAGCAAGCCGCCAAGGCAAUUUCUGCAAACCUGCGGUCGUACUAUACCGGUGACAAUGUAGGCGACACACCAGGCAACCUUCCAGACCCGUACUACUGGUGGGAAUGUGGCGCCAUGUUUAAUGCCCUCAUUGACUAUUGGUAUUACACUGGAGAUGAUACGUACAACAAGAUCAGUACACAGGCUCUAGAGGCUCAGAUGGGACCAAACCAAGCUUUCAUGCCUGACAAUCAGACCAAGACGCUCGGAAACGAUGACCAGGCUUUCUGGGGAAUGGCCGCCAUGGCCGCUGCGGAGAACAAGUUCCCCGAUCUUCCCGACGGCAAGCCUUCUUGGCUGUCCCUUGCACAGGCCGUCUUCAACACCCAAUACAAACGCUGGGACUUGACUACUUGCGGUGGAGGACUGAGAUGGCAGAUUUUCAGCUUCAACAACGGAUACAACUACAAAAACACCAUUUCCAACGGUUGCUUCUUCAACAUCGCCUCGCGACUAUACAAAUACCUUGGUAACGACACAUACGCCGACUGGGCUGAGAAGGCUUGGGACUGGGAGCUUGCCGUAGGACUCAUGAGCCAGGACUACCACUACUACGACGGAACCGACGACACGCAGAAUUGUUCCACCAUUAAUCACAUCCAGUGGACAUACAAUGCUGGUAUCCACAUGGCCGGUGCUGCCGCCAUGUGGAACGUGACACAAAACGACAAGUGGAAGACCAGAGUCCAGGGCAUCAUCGACGGAGUGAGCGUUUUCUUUGUAAACAAGGUCAUGUCCGAAGUCGCCUGUGAAAACAACGGCAAGUGCGAUGUGGACCAGCGCUCUUUCAAGGCUUACCUUGCACGUUCCAUGGCAUACACAGCUAGCGUUGCACCUUGGACCAGUGACCAAAUCAAUCCUUAUCUUCAGACAUCGGCUCAGGCUGCUGCUAAGCAGUGCACCGGAGGUGCUAACCAGACUUCGUGUGGGCUCAAGUGGACCACCAACGGUGUCAACGACGGCAGCUUUGGCGUUGGUGAACAGAUGGCGGCUCUGGAGGUUGUACAAUCGCUGCUGUAUCCGUCAGUCAGCGGUCCUGCGACGGCGGAAAAGGGUGGUAUCUCCAAGAGCAAUCCUGACGCCGGUGACACUUCAUCUGAUACACCCAUCAAGUUCGAUACUGUCACCACUGGCGACAAGGCUGGUGCUAGUAUCUUGACCAUCUUGGUCCUGGUGUCUAUUCUUGUUGGUGCCUGGUGGAUGGUUUCAUAA
Messenger RNA from Alternaria arborescens, 1350 nucleotides. RefSeq names its product Mannan endo-1,6-alpha-mannosidase. Gene Ontology annotation, biological process: carbohydrate catabolic process; fungal-type cell wall biogenesis. Gene Ontology annotation, molecular function: mannan endo-1,6-alpha-mannosidase activity. The coding region runs from base 1 to 1350 and encodes 449 amino acids. The record is from RefSeq and is a predicted model, not a curated record. Lineage: Eukaryota; Fungi; Ascomycota; Dothideomycetes; Pleosporales; Pleosporaceae. The transcript is spliced from 2 exons.